Messenger RNA from Crotalus tigris (Tiger rattlesnake), 2178 nucleotides. It is a transcript of the gene CLK2, whose product is annotated as CDC like kinase 2. The record is from RefSeq and is a predicted model, not a curated record. The transcript is spliced from 13 exons. Lineage: Eukaryota; Metazoa; Chordata; Lepidosauria; Squamata; Viperidae. Gene Ontology annotation, molecular function: protein tyrosine kinase activity; ATP binding. Gene Ontology annotation, biological process: protein phosphorylation; regulation of RNA splicing. Gene Ontology annotation, cellular component: nucleus. The coding region runs from base 174 to 1676 and encodes 500 amino acids.
UGCGCGGUGGGCCUCUCCCGUCCCCUCAGCCCAGCUCCUCAGCGCGAGCCCGGGCGGCGGCGGCGACGCUGAGGCGAAGCGCCGGCGAGGACGACGAAGGGGCGGGAAAGGGACGAGCCGCCGCCAAGACGGACUUCUUGUGGGACAAGCGUACCGGGCUGACGGCCAAGAAGAUGCCUCGUUCUCGGAGGUUUCUGUCUUCGGAACGCAGCAGCCGGGGCAGUUACCGUGAGUGUUACAGAAACCGCAAACACAAGCGGCGGCGGAGUCGUUCCCGGUCGAGCAGCAGUGAGCGGUGGCAUCACCGGGACGACAGCUAUCAUGUCCGAUCGGGGAGUUACGACGAUCACUCAUCUGACCGACGUGCCUACGACCGGCGAUACCUGGAGGAUUACCGACGAGACGGCUACAGCGACCGGGGCGGGGAUGCCUACUACGAGCCCGAAUACCAGCCUUCGGAUGAGUACCAGCGUUCCCGGGAUGGCAGUUACCGGAACUGCAAGAGUAACCGGCGGAAACGGCGACGGAGACGGCACGGAAGCCGCUCCUUCAGCCGUUCCUCCUCGCAGAGUCGUCCCAGCAGCAGGAGGAGAGCCAAGAACGUGGAGGACGACGUGGAAGGGCACCUGAUCUAUCGGAGCGGCGACUGCCUGCAAGAGAGAUAUGAGAUCGUCACCACCCUUGGGGAAGGCACCUUUGGGCGCGUGGUGCAGUGCAUCGAUCACCGCAGGGGCAACACCCGGGUGGCUCUCAAAAUCAUCAAGAACGUGGAGAAAUACAAAGAAGCCGCUCGCUUGGAGAUCAACGUGCUGGAGAAAAUUAACGAGAAAGAUCCCGACAACAAAAACCUCUGCGUCCGGAUGUACGACUGGUUUGACUACCAUGGCCACAUGUGCAUCUCCUUUGAGCUGCUGGGCCUCAGCACGUUCGAUUUCUUGAAGGAUAACAACUACCUGUCCUACCCCCUCCACCAGAUCCGGCAUAUGGCCUACCAAGUGUGCCAGGCGGUCAGAUUUCUGCACGAGAACAAGCUCACCCAUACAGACCUCAAGCCGGAGAAUAUCCUCUUUGUCAACUCGGACUACGAGAUGACCUACAACCUGGAGAAGAAACGAGACGAGCGCAGCAUCAAGAACACGGCCAUUCGGCUGGUGGAUUUUGGCAGUGCCACUUUUGAUCACGAGCACCACAGCACCAUCGUCUCCACGCGGCAUUACCGGGCUCCCGAGGUCAUUUUAGAACUCGGCUGGACCCAGCCCUGCGACGUUUGGAGUAUUGGCUGCAUUAUCUUCGAGUAUUACAUGGGCUUCACUUUGUUCCAGACCCACGACAAUCGCGAGCAUCUGGCGAUGAUGGAGCGGAUCCUCGGCCCCAUCCCGUCACGGAUGAUCCGAAAAACGAGGAAGCAGAAAUAUUUCUACCACGGACAUUUGGACUGGGAUGAAAACACUUCUGCCGGGCGCUACGUGCGGGAGAAUUGCAAGCCGCUACGGAGAUACUUGACGUCCGAAGCCGAGGAACAUCACCAGCUCUUUGACCUUCUGGAGGGCAUGCUAGAAUACGAGCCGGCCAAACGGCUGACCCUAUCCGAAGCCCUCAAGCAUCCCUUCUUCGGUGCCCUCCAACUGCAGCCCACCCCCAAAGUUUGGGAUUCGAACCGGGACAUCAGCCGGUGACCCGUCGGGGCUCUGGGCUUCAUUUCCUAACCCCCCCUCCCCGACUUUAUUUGGCCCCUGUGGUGGCUGGCACGUCUUCUCCGUUUUUGGUGCUUCUCGACCAUCUGAAGGAUACAGAAGAAAAAACAAAAAAAACCCUUGAGUUCUCCUCUUCCAGGUUCCCUUCCUUUUUGUUAUCCUAUAAAGCUUGUGGAUAUGUGAAAUAGUCUGUAAAAUAUCUCUAUUAUACAUACAUAUAUAUGUGUGUGUGUAUAUAUAUAAAUUAUAUAUAUAUAUAUAUAUAUAUAAAACACAUGGCGUAUCUUGCGACAUUUCCCUCCCCCUGUAAAUAAUGCCAUCCCCCCCCCCCCCGUCCUCUCGGCCCUGCGUGGAUUUUGCGGUUCUUGGUCUUAUUAUUUUUUGGGAGAACAAACCGCCUCCUGUUUCAAAUGAUGGAAUUUUAUAAGAAUUUUGUAUAGUCUCGGUGGGGAAAAAAAAGAAAUAAAAGACCACGUCAACAAAC